AGAUCCAAGGACGCCGCUGAGCAUUGUGGGAGCCGGGAAGUGUCAUGGCGGCGCUUUGCAGACAGUUUGUCUUGAGCUUGGCGGGAGCAGCUUGCAAGGCCUCGUCUUCUUCCAGAAUAAUCUUUGAUGAUUUGCAUAGGAAUGUUUGCAAAAUGAAAGUGCUCCUUCCCAGUACCUCCCUUCAUACUUCUUUGGCACGAAAUGGGCUGGAAGAAUUUUUUGAUGAUCCUAAAAACUGGGGAAAGAACGAAGUCAAAUCUGGGGAUUCCUGGACAAUGGAACAGCUUCGAGGAAAGAGCAGUGAAGAUUUGCACAAACUUUGGUAUGUCCUUCUAAAAGAGCGAAACAUGCUUUUAACAUUGGAACAAGAAGCAAUACGACAGAGGCUGCCAAUGCCAAGCCCAGAGCGAUUAGAAAAGGUAAAGGAUUCAAUGGACAGAAUGGAUCGUGUUAUUCAGGAAAGAGAAGAUGCUUUGCGGCUCCUACAGACAGGCCAGGAGAAUGAGAGACCAGGCGAAUGGAGACACGACUUUUUAGGCCGCCUUAUUUGGUACACUUUCAGAGAAUGGCCCAUGCCCUGGUACCUGAACACAAAGCACAAGAGGAAGCGAUUCUACUAUUUGCCAAACGUGAAACCUUUUAUCAGGCUCAGAUUGGAAAAAUAUCUGCGCCAAGAAGCCCGAAAGAAAAACUUGCAGAGAAAGACGGAGCAGCUCUUACUUAAAAAAUUCCCUCCUCAGGAAACACAGACUCAAAGUUAACAUGAGAUCGGAAGAGUUCAAUAUUUGAUAAAGCUGGCAGGAAUAAUACUAUCACACUGUCUGGGAAUGUGAUACAAGUUAUCUGGUAAUCAAUUGUAAAUAGUUACACGUGAUUUGGGAACUUCCUUCCAAAUAAUUUUAAUGAAAAUAAAGUUUUUUGGUCUUCUUGCUGAA
This is a messenger RNA of Anolis sagrei ordinatus, 935 nucleotides long. It is a transcript of the gene MRPL47, whose product is annotated as mitochondrial ribosomal protein L47. Gene Ontology annotation, molecular function: structural constituent of ribosome. The record is from RefSeq and is a predicted model, not a curated record. NCBI's taxonomy places the organism in Eukaryota, Metazoa, Chordata, Lepidosauria, Squamata, Anolidae. Gene Ontology annotation, biological process: mitochondrial translation. Gene Ontology annotation, cellular component: mitochondrial large ribosomal subunit; mitochondrial ribosome.